Molecule: messenger RNA, 1210 nt
Organism: Polyodon spathula (Mississippi paddlefish)
Lineage: Eukaryota; Metazoa; Chordata; Actinopteri; Acipenseriformes; Polyodontidae
Gene: mpz
Product: myelin protein zero
Exons: 6
Coding region: 158-865 (235 amino acids)
Biological process (GO): myelination
Cellular component (GO): membrane
Source: RefSeq, a predicted model, not a curated record
UCUCUCUACCCAGCUGCCCGUCUGUCUGUCUCUCUCUCUCACUCGCUGGCUCUCCAGCUGUCUGUCUGUCUGUCUCCCCAUCUCUCUGAGGUGACUGCUGUGCGUUUGGAGUGGAGAGAGUUUUCUCUUGCUGGUGGAACGUCCUUUUUCUGGAGAGAUGUUGAGCUUUAUAGCCCUGGCUUCAGUUCUUCUUGUUAGUCUAGCUUCUCAAUCGGAGGCUAUCUGGGUCUACACCGGCUGGGAUAGACACGCCCUGGUGGGGUCGGAGGUCAGGCUGUCCUGUUCCUUCUUCUCGUGGCGCUGGCUGUCCGAUGAUGUCACGUUCUCUUGGAGCUACAAACCCGACAAUGCCCGCUCCAGCAUUUCGAUUUUUCAUUAUGCGGGAGGCCAGCCCUACGUUGAUAAUAAAGGUCCAUUCAGAGAUCGUCUGGAGUUUGUUGGUAACCCCCAGAAACGGGACGGUUCCAUCUUGAUCCGGAACCUGGACUACAAUGACAACGGGACCUUCACCUGCGACGCCAAGAACCCCCCUGAUAUCGUGGGGCGCCCCUCAAGCGUCAGACUGCUGGUCUUUGACAAGGUGCCUGUCCGUGCUGGAGUAAUAACGGGAGCUAUCAUUGGUUCGGUGCUGGGUCUUGUCAUCCUAAUUGUGGCCAUUUAUUUCCUGAUGAGAUUCCUGGUUGCGAGGAGAGUCUUGAACCUGAGUGUGAGCAAGAUGGAAAAGGGGAAGAAAGGCAAAGGGAAAGAGGGAUCUCAACAGAGACAGGGCCCGGUCCUGUACGCCACCCUCGACCAGUCCAGUAAGCUGAAAGCCGCCGGGUCGGAGAAGAAGAAAUCGGGAGACUCCAAGAAAGACAAGAAAUAGGAUACGGAGAGCAGAGAGCUAGAUUCAGCCGAAGCAGACCAGCCCCCAACCGCACCCAUUGCCGAACCCAAGAAAAAGGAGUCCAAACGAGAGAGGAAGGAGAGGGAGAAGAGAGAGAGGGAAGGGGAGGAGAAGGGGACCCCCAAGAGAGAGAGGGUCGUGAUGACCAUCGAGAUGGAGCUGAAGAAAGACGGGGAGAUAGGAGAGGAAGACUCCGCGGGGGUGCCCAAAAAGUCUCCCAGCUUUCUCGAACAGCUCGCCAGCAAAUUGAGCCCGUCUAAAAAUAACGGUUGAUGGUAAUACGCGGAAAAGAAAUCGUGGGUCUAAUUGCUGGGGGGGGGGGGG